CCGAGCACAAAGGUUUUGGGGUUCCUCCAAUGAGCCCCAGAAUCUCCUUCUCCAAUGACUUUGCAGAGUCCAGCCAUUCUCAUCAGCAGAGGAUUAUCAAACACGACAGGAACCCUAGAGAUGCUCCAGUGUCCUCGGACUUUGAAUUUUCUGUGGCAAAUUACUCCAUGAUGAGUGCUGAUGAACUUUUUUCCCAAGGUAGGUUGUUGCCAUUCAAGGAAAGUUGCACCAACAAGACCACUCUCAGAGAGGAGCUAUUGGCUGUUGAUGAAGACGAUAGUCAGAUCUCAGUGAGGCCUCCUAAGGGUUCUUCUACAAGGUGGAAGGGGCUUCUGGGUCUGAGAAAAACCCACAUUGGGUCCAAGAAAACUGAUAAGGGUGAUGGGUCUGUAGGACAAAGGUCUGGUUUGGUUCAAGAAGAGACUCAUGCAUGUCAGCAAGGCUUCACAGGGUCUGAACAAUGAUGGAGAUACCAAGUUGCAGGGAAGAGUAGAUUAUGGUUGUGAUGGGAUUGUAGAGAUCAUAAGGGGAACAAUUUUUUUUUUGGAGAGACUUGUUAAUUGUUAUGACUUGUAGUUUCAUCGGAGAUUUGGGUAAAUUUUUUAGCUAGAGCAGUUGUAAUUUGUGUUAGCAGAGA
Molecule: messenger RNA, 637 nt
Organism: Ilex paraguariensis (yerba mate)
Lineage: Eukaryota; Viridiplantae; Streptophyta; Magnoliopsida; Aquifoliales; Aquifoliaceae
Source: the annotation of a GenBank genome assembly